AUGGGGAGUGGGGGCAUGGGGAGUGGGGGCAUGGGUAGAGUGGGCAUGGGGAGUGGGGGCAUGGGGAGUGGGGGCAUGGGGAGUGGGGGCAUGGGGAGUGGGGGCAUGGGGAGUGGGGGCAUGGGGAGUGGGGGCAUGGGGAGUGGGGGCAUGGGUAGAGUGGGCAUGGGGAGUGGGGGCAUGGGGAGUGGGGGCAUGGGUAGAGUGGGCAUGGGGAGUGGGGGCAUGGGGAGUGGGGGCAUGGGGAGUGGGGGCAUGGGGAGUGGGGGCAUGGGGAGUGGGGGCAUGGGGAGUGGGGGCAUGGGUAGAGUGGGCAUGGGGAGUGGGGGCAUGGGGAGUGGGGGCAUGGGGAGUGGGGGCAUGGGGAGUGGGGGCAUGGGGAGUGGGGGCAUGGGUAGUGGGGGCAUGGGUAGUGGGGGCAUGGGUAGUGGGGGCAUGGGUAGUGGGGGCAUGGGGAGUGGGGGCAUGGGGAGUGGGGGCAUGGGGAGUGGGGGCAUGGGGAGUGGGGGCAUGGGGAGUGGGGGCAUGGGGAGUGGGGGCAUGGGGAGUGGGGGCAUGGGGAGUGGGGGCAUGGGUAGUGGGGGCAUGGGGAGUGGGGGCAUGGGGAGUGGGGGCAUGGGGAGUGGGGGCAUGGGGAGUGGGGGCAUGGGGAGUGGGGGCAUGGGGAGUGGGGGCAUGGGUAGAGUGGGCAUGGGGAGUGGGGGCAUGGGGAGUGGGGGCAUGGGUAGUGGGGGCAUGGGUAGUGGGGGCAUGGGGAGUGGGGGCAUGGGGAGUGGGGGCAUGGGGAGAGGCAUGUAA
This is a messenger RNA of Procambarus clarkii (red swamp crayfish), 798 nucleotides long. The record is from RefSeq and is a predicted model, not a curated record. Lineage: Eukaryota; Metazoa; Arthropoda; Malacostraca; Decapoda; Cambaridae.